AUUUCGAGAACUCGAAACCGAAACCUAUGCGUGUGCUGGAGUUGACACAGCACACUCGUAUGGGCGCCGACCGCCGAAUAAUUCGGACUCUUAAAUAUAUUUUUUUACACAUGACGAUUAAUUAACGAUGGAUGCUGACGAUUACGUAGCCAAACUAAACACUUACAUUCAAAGACAUCAUUUGAAACACCACUAUGAAGACGCAGGAACUGAAGGCCCGGAUCACAUUAAAAAAUUUGCCAUAAAAGCUGUUGUCAAUGGUAAGGCCUACCUAGAAGGAGUGGGGAAAAACAAGAAGGAAGCCAAACAAAAGGCUGCCAAGCAUGCUCUACAGGGCUUAUUGAAAGAGACAGAGAGUGCAUCAGAUUCCUCUGUGGGACUGGUCCAUUCUCAUGAUGAUCAUGUAUCCUGGCUCCAUUCUUACGGUAAAAAAAUCAACAUGCAGAUCACCUGUCACGAGUCCACCAAAGGCACGACUUUUCAAUGUAGAUUUUUGGUUGGAAAGAUUGAGUAUCCGGAUGCAACUGGGACAACAAAGAAGGAAGCUGAGGAAGAAGCUGCAAAGCUUGCUUAUCUUAAGAUAAAUGCUUCAGUGACUGGAGAUGAGAAACCCUCUUCUACCUCCAGUCAACAAAUAGAAGACAUGAGGAAAAGUAUAUCGGAGAUUUGUGGCAAGACACACAAUUUGAAGACCAAAGAUGACUUUGUUGAGCCAAAUUUUAUCGGACGCGUCCUCUCCAUCUGUCAGAGAACAAAUCGCAUUCCUAAUUUCAUCGAAAUGGAGAGAUGUGGCCCUCCUCAUGACCUUAGAUUUGUCUUCAAGUUAGUGAUCGAUGGACAACACUACCCUGCGUGUGAGGGGAAGAGUAUUAAGGAAGCGAAGCAAAAGGCUGCUCAGUUGGCCUUAUCUGACCUUUGUAAGGGUUUGGACAGUGAGACUGGAGAUGAGAAACCCUCUUCUACCUCCAGUCAACAAAUGGAAGACAUGAAGAAAAGUAUAUCAGAGAUCUGUGACAAGACACACAAUUUGAAGGUCGAAGAUGACUUUGUUGAGCCAAAUUUUAUUGGACGCAUCCUCUCCAUCUGUCAGAGAACAAAUCGCGUUCCUAAUUUCAUCGAAAUGGAGAGAAGUGGCCCUUCUCAUGACCCUAGAUUUGUCUACAAGUUAGUGAUCGGUGAUCAACACUAUUCUGCGUGUGAGGGGAAGAGUAUUAAGGAAGCCAAGCAAAAGGUUGCUCGGUUGGCCUUAUCUGAACUUCAAAAGGGUUUGGACAGUGAGGUUUCACCUUCUCGUGCCAAUAAUCCACCAACCAACCGGGAUUCCUCAGCCAAUAAGUCCCCUAAUGUUCAGUUAAAGAGCCCAUCUACAAACAUCUCAAAUCGCUUUGUUGAUUCUUCUCCCAAAAUUCAGGGUAAAAGUCCAGACUGCAAACCUAAAGUAAAAAUUGCAGCAAAUUUUCCAGAUAGGUGCCAACAAAAGGACGCGAAGAGCGCAGCUGUCAAAGGGGACCAUACCUCGAGGUUCAAGGAGGACUUUGAUGUGAUAGAACACCUUGACAAUGGAAGUUUUGGACAUGUUUUAAAGGCUAAACACAAGUUGGAGGGAAAGUACUAUGCUGUAAAAGCCGUGUCUUAUAUAGAUAACUGUCUACGUGAGGUGUUGGCUCUAUCAGACUUUCAACACGACAACGUUGUGAGAUACUACACAUGUUGGUUGGAAGACGGUGCUUACCAGUCUUCCAGUGCAGGUCGCUCUUCCUGUCCCUUCUGUAGGUCUCCACCGAAGAAGACCCUUUAUAUUCAGAUGGAGUUGUGUGAAACCGAAACUCUCCGUAUCUGGAUAGACGAUAAGAAUGAAAAGAACGUGGAGCGUUCACAAAGAAGACAGGACAGCCUUGCCAUUGCAAAGCAAAUAGUGAGUGGCGUCGAGUACAUUCAUUCCAAAAUGUUUUUUCACAGAGAUCUGAAGCCUGCCAACAUCCUGUUUGGGCCAGGAGAAGUCAUUAAGAUUGGGGAUUUUGGCCUAGUUGCUGACAAUGAGAGAAAAGAGAGAAGCGGAAACCCGGGAACCCCGAGUUAUAUGGCGCCUGAGCAGAAAUACAAGAACAUCUACGACCAGAAAGUGGACAUAUUUGCUUUGGGUCUCAUUUUUUUCGAGCUCUUCUGGCAAAUCCAUACCAUGAAUGAAAGGGGAAGGCUUUGGGAUGAUAUCAGAAAUAAGAGACUUCCUGCAGAGUUUACACGUCAUUUCCCUGCAGAGGACCAAAUGAUUAAGGCGAUGCUUAAUUUGAAACCAGAAGACCGGCCUGAAGCAAGUCAACUCAAGGCCGACCUUGAGGCGUGUGCUCGUGUACUAAUGCUUAAUGUUAACGACAGAAACACUGUCUAACACACAUUUUAAUCGUCAUGAAUGAUGAGGCGAAAUGGUGCGCAGUGGGUUCCAAUCUCGGCUCAGACGUCUCAGUGUGGAUUUAACAGGUUCUUCCAGAGCUUGGGUAGCUUUCUUUUCACAUCAUAUGCAUCUUAGGUUCUUUGGUGACUCUAAAUUAUCCAUAAGUGUGAAUAUGAUUGCUUGUUUAUGUGUCGUGUGAUCAGGCUAAAUUUGCAAACACGAAUGAGGAAUUAUUUUGUCAUGUGAUUUGGCUGUCUCUGUCACGCCAAAUUUCUUCCCCCUACAAACCCCCCCCCAUUUACUUCCGGGGCCAUUUUCUCUUACGUCAUUUCCUUUUACUUACGUCAUUGACAGCGAUCGAAGAACACUUCAGCUUUGACUGCCCGUCGCUGGAAGGAUACUUUUUUUUUUUUUUUUUUUUAAUGUUUUUUAUAAUAUAGCGUUAACAAAACAAAACGUCUGUAUUAAUCGGACAAAUUAACUUGAGUUAAAGUACAGACAUUUAACAGUAUUAUAUAUUAAUUAAUAUUUUUUGCACGUUACCACGAAGACAGAAGUUCCCAGCAGCGGCCCUAACACUCCGCCUGAAAUUUUCCCUAACACUCCGCCUGAAAUUUUCCCUAACACUCCGCCUGGAAUUUUUCGAAGCCUGCUGGUGUUUGUCAUAAGUCCCCUGGGAAAGAUAAAGACAAAUGUCAUUCAGUGACACCACCAUUUUCAGGAGAUUUGGAUUCUAUCGAUCGCUGUCAAUGACGUAAGAGGAAAUUACGUAAGUAAGAGGAAAUGACGUAUAAGGAAAUGACCCCGGAAGUAAAUGGGGGGGAAGGUUUUUGUAGGGGGAAGAAAUUUGGCUUGACAUCUCCAUACGUUUCACAUUGCCGUGAUGACAGCCAUGCUAAUGUUGGAACCCAUUUCCUCGGCGUAUCAGCAUAUUGAGAACGAAAUAGGCACUGACACUACCCAUAUCCACGUAGGUUUUAUUUGUCGAAAAUAUAUUUUGCCCUUUCAGUUGCAUGACACAUCAACAUACAGGCUAACAGGGGCAAUAUAUGCCCGUUAACCUGUAUGUCGAUGUGUAAUUGACUGGGCUAGCAUGCUAAGCUUUCGUUGCAUGAACAUACUAGCUUUGAUAGAAAAGAUCAUAGACUGUAUUGGACAAUAUAGUUUACAUACGAAAUGGCCAUUUCCAUUUAAUACAAGUAAUAAGAAAACGUAAAGGCCUUACUUACCUAUCAAGGAGGAAAUGAGCAAGUUUGGCAUCAGUCUUCAAUCGUCUUCAUCUUUCAAAGGCAUUCCCGAUAUAAAUCCUCGUUUUGUUCCUGGCUUUGUCAUGAAUGAGUUGAGAAUCGUAACGACGCCUUUUAGAUUUACUAUAGUCUGACAUGUUUAGUAACUUUACCAGUGGCAGUAGACAGACGAAGGUGGCGGUGCUUAACUG
Molecule: messenger RNA, 3830 nt
Organism: Nerophis lumbriciformis (worm pipefish)
Lineage: Eukaryota; Metazoa; Chordata; Actinopteri; Syngnathiformes; Syngnathidae
Gene: eif2ak2
Product: eukaryotic translation initiation factor 2-alpha kinase 2
Biological process (GO): eiF2alpha phosphorylation in response to endoplasmic reticulum stress
Cellular component (GO): cytoplasm; nucleus
Molecular function (GO): ATP binding; eukaryotic translation initiation factor 2alpha kinase activity
Source: RefSeq, a predicted model, not a curated record